GCGAGUUUCUGUCGUGACUUUUCCGGGGGCAACUCGGCGUCCCCUCUUUUUUCCUUUAAAGUAAAACGUGUCCUCGACGCACCCCCGUCCCUGCCGGAAAUCCUCAUUGACGAUUCAGUUUGUUGAAGGCCAGUUUGUUGAUUCCUAUGACCCAACGAUCGAAAACACUUUCACAAAACUGAUCACAGUAAAUGGACAAGAAUAUCAUCUUCAGCUUGUAGACACAGCUGGGCAGGAUGAAUAUUCCAUUUUUCCUCAGACAUACUCCAUAGAUAUUAAUGGCUAUAUUCUUGUGUAUUCUGUUACAUCAAUCAAAAGUUUUGAAGUGAUUAAAGUUAUCCACGGCAAACUGUUGGAUAUGGUGGGGAAAGUGCAGAUACCUAUUAUGUUGGUUGGGAAUAAGAAAGACCUGCAUAUGGAAAGGGUGAUCAGUUAUGAAGAAGGGAAAGCUUUGGCAGAAUCUUGGAAUGCAGCUUUUUUGGAAUCUUCUGCUAAAGAAAACCAGACUGCCGUCGAUGUUUUCAGAAGGAUAAUUUUGGAGGCAGAAAAGAUCGAUGGGGCAGCUUCACAAGGCAAGUCUUCGUGCUCGGUGAUGUGAGCGCGGCGGAGGACACUGGGACAUGUUCUCCCUGGGGAAGCUCACCGCCGACCUCGGAGAGCAGCUCUGCUUCUUCUCUUCUGUUAACCUGAGAGGCAUCAUUUGGGUCAGAGCCCCUCCUCUUUCAGAUUAUGUUCAGCUCUGACUGUCCAAAUGAGUUCACUUCCAUUUUCAAAUUUUAAGCAAUCAUAUUUUCAAUUUAUAUAUUGUAUUUCUUAAUAAUAUUAUGACCAAGAAUUUUACAGGCAUUAAUUUUUCAGUGUCGUUUGUGGUUUAAAAUAAUGUAAUCAUGAAAAUGAUACAUAUUGUUACACUACUAUUAACUAGGCUUCAAUAUAUCAGUGUUUAUUUCAUUGUGUUAAAUGUAUACUUGUAAAUAAAAUAGCUGCAAACCUUGAUCCCUCCUGCUGCUUGCGGUGACUGAGAGGAGGAAGGCCUCUUGCUCUGGAGCCUUCCCUUGGGCCUCAGGGAAGCCGAGGCACCCAGGCGCUCACCCUGUGCAUUGUGGAUGACUCAGCUGAGUGGCCUUGAUCUUGGAGAGCAGCGACUUCUGGCCUUUCGGCAGUGACCAGGACACCGGUGUUGGGAGAGCCCCGGGGCCUUACGUGGUGGAGCACUCCUGUUCCCCUGUGUGUGUUAUGCCAGUUGAAGCAAAGGAGCUGCUACGAGACGUGUUUUGUCCCUCUUCCCACUUAGCUUGAUGUCCACAUCAGGAUAGGGUUUACGAAGUGAUCUGCCUACUGGUCUUACUGGCACAUACCUGUAAUCCCAGCACUUGGGAGGCUGAGGCAGGAGGAUUGCCAUGAGUUCCAGGCCAGCCUGGGCUACAUAACAAGACUGCCUCAAAAAAAAAAAAGUACUGUAGAUUUGCUUGUCUGCCUGUCCUCAUUCGAGAAUGAGUCCUGUAGUUCAGAGGUUCUGAGGGUGAGGAGCGCUCCCAGCAGGUGCUCUGUCAGGGGUCAGCCUUGCCUGCCUUGACUGUGCUUUCUUGUGAGGAGCCGCCUAGCAGGGAACAGGGCACCGGGGAUGUGGGGCACUUGUGUACAGCCCUCACCCUCUCUGUACCCCAGACUUGGGGUUUCCUUUAAGCCGUGUAUUUCGUGUGUACCCCUAGUUAAAAUUUCACAGGCUGGUUGCUUCUGAUAUUAAGCAAAUGCUGCCAUUGUCUUAAAAUAUAAUUCUGUUUUGCAAGUA
Molecule: messenger RNA, 1792 nt
Organism: Chinchilla lanigera (long-tailed chinchilla)
Lineage: Eukaryota; Metazoa; Chordata; Mammalia; Rodentia; Chinchillidae
Gene: Rheb
Product: Ras homolog enriched in brain
Biological process (GO): small GTPase-mediated signal transduction
Cellular component (GO): plasma membrane
Molecular function (GO): GTP binding; GDP binding; GTPase activity
Source: RefSeq, a predicted model, not a curated record